Magallana angulata is the source of this 545-nucleotide messenger RNA. Its product is annotated as perlucin-like protein. The transcript is spliced from 4 exons. Bases 4 to 456 code for a protein of 150 amino acids. Gene Ontology annotation, molecular function: signaling receptor activity. The record is from RefSeq and is a predicted model, not a curated record. NCBI's taxonomy places the organism in Eukaryota, Metazoa, Mollusca, Bivalvia, Ostreida, Ostreidae.
AGAAUGGAUAAUUCACGACAUUUAUUAUUUGUGUUAACCAUUGUUCUAGCGAAAACAACAGCAGGUAAAGUUUGUCAAAAAGGAUGGGCACAAUUUAAGAAAAACUGCUAUUAUUUUUCAUCCGGGGACGCAACAUUUAAAGACGCUACGAUAUCCUGUAUCUCCAUUGGUGCUGGUCUGCUGGAAUUCCAAAACAAAAUAGAAGAGACAUGGGUGGAUUUACAAAUCAAACAUAGAGGUUAUACUAAAGGUGUCUGGUUGGGAUACAGUGACAUUCAGAAGGAAGGUCGUUAUGUUUCUAUGUCCAAUGCAGAGGAACUUGGCUACAACAACUGGCAUAAAACGGAACCCAACAAUGCUGGUGGCAUUGAGCACUGUGCUGCUAUACAUGUCCAAUACGUUGGCUGGGUCGAUGUCCACUGUACAGCAAAAUUUAAUUUUGUAUGCAAGAAAUAAAUGAGCUUGAUAAAUUAAAUGUUGUUCAGUGUUUUACAGUAAGUUAUACUUUAUUAUUUUGGAAAGUUUUAUACUCCUAUAGGAAUAAA